AUGAAGGUGGUUGACAACAUUCAGCUUGUAGACCAAUUACCACAUUUCAUUACAAAGCCUUCCCCUUCCGUCACGGUUAAAGAGAAACAGAACGUGACACUACAUUGUAAAGCAGCUGGGUUCCCACCACCCAUAAUCACGUGGUACAAAGAUGGUCAGGUUAUAGAACAGGAAAGAAGACAGUUUAAGAAAAGAAAGUUGGAAAUAAGGGAAAUUCAGUUUGCGGACCGCGGUAUCUACAUCUGCACAGCGGAAAAUCUUUUGGGCAGAGUUCAGCUGUCGGUCAAUGUAACUGUCAAAGUACCAACAAAAUUCGUGACAAAACCAAAGAAAUCAGUAACAGCUUACAAGUCAUGGGACACAGCCCUCAAAUGUGAUAUCUUUGGCUAUCCCUUCCCUGUGAUCACGUGGUCAAGAUCACUCAAGCAACUUCCAAUCAACAGACAUGUCAUUGAUGGUAACAAACUCACGAUUAAAAACACAACCGAGGAUGAUGAUGGUGCUUACGUUUGCCAGGGAGCUAAUGAACUGGGGAGUAUGAUGGCAGUGAUAUGGAUUUUUGUAAAGAAUGUCGUGAAUCCUUACAUAGUGUCAAAUCCUCCAAGUGAAAUUCAAGUGCAGAAUGUUGGUGAUUCAGUCAAGUUAAAUUGUUCUGCUCGUGGCUCGCCGCUGCCUAGCGUCAAGUGGUUCAAAGAUGAGAAUUAUGUUAUUCCUAUCGCAACACAUGACGAGAAGGAUUUAAUAAAGAGUGAAAUUCUUAUUCCUCGUUUCAAUUCGAGUGACGCUGGUAACUACAGCUGUGUAUUUCAAAACGACAAGAAUGGAACAGCCACAGCCAGGACAAGUUUAGGAUAG
This is a messenger RNA of Orbicella faveolata, 855 nucleotides long. RefSeq lists its product as uncharacterized. NCBI's taxonomy places the organism in Eukaryota, Metazoa, Cnidaria, Anthozoa, Scleractinia, Merulinidae. The record is from RefSeq and is a predicted model, not a curated record.